AUGGAUGCUCCAUAUAUCGAUGUCGAGGCUGCUAGAAUUGCAUUAGAAAAACGCGGUUAUAUCCUCAUCGAUAUCAUUGGUUAUGGAGGCUUUGCGAAUGUUUUUAAAGUUUAUUCUCAGCAUUUUAAACAAUAUUUUGCCGCCAAAGUCUGCUAUAUAGGGAGCGAUGCUGUUACCCAAAAUCUUCAAUCAUUUAUGGCGGAGGUUGGAGCACUUUCAAAAAUUUACCAUUCUUCGGUUAUUAACAUUUAUUCAUAUUUUGAUGAUAACAGUUACCUCUUCAUUAUACUCGACUACUGUCCAAAUGGAUCUGUUCUUGAUUACAUUAAGACACAUCCACAUAUUGAGACUUCCUUAAUUUUCGAUUGGUUGGUACAAACAACAGAAGGUCUUGUUGCUUGCCAUAAUAUAGGAAUAUCACAUAGAGAUAUUAAACCAUCAAAUUUGCUGAUCGAUAGUUAUAACAGAAUUAAAAUCGGGGACUUUGGAUUAGCUGUAAUCGCCGAAAAGAGUCAAAUGAUUGCGCGCUUUGGUGGAUCACCUAUAUUUUAUUCCCCAGAAAUGGUAAUGAAGAAAAAGUUUGAUCCAUUUAAAGCUGAUGUAUGGGCAUUAGGCAUUACAUUUUACAGGUUAAUUUUCGGAAAAAUUCCAUAUACAGCAAAGUCAAAUGAUGAACUUGUUGAACAAAUUAAAUGUGGUCGUAUCAUCAUUCCUGCAACAUGCGACGCUAAAUUAUCAGUCGUUCUUGAAAUGAUUCUGAAACCAAAUCCCGAUGAGCGCCCAACAGCAGCCGAUGUGUUACAACUAUUGAAAUACAUUAGACCCCAGAAAAAGGCUCAAUUUCUUGUUCCUUUUGCUGUACGUAGAUCUUCUAAUAAAUUCAAGUCCCAGACACUGGAAAGCAAGACAUUUUCACACAAACUUCCUACUUUAAGUAGAAGAAGAAAUAGUGCUUUUGUUGAUGAUAAUUAA
This is a messenger RNA of Trichomonas vaginalis G3, 972 nucleotides long. Its product is annotated as regulation of centriole replication. Gene Ontology annotation, molecular function: ATP binding; protein kinase activity. Gene Ontology annotation, biological process: protein phosphorylation. Lineage: Eukaryota; Parabasalia; Trichomonadida; Trichomonadidae. Bases 1 to 972 code for a protein of 323 amino acids. The transcript has a single exon. The record is from RefSeq and is a predicted model, not a curated record.